Molecule: messenger RNA, 1455 nt
Organism: Impatiens glandulifera
Lineage: Eukaryota; Viridiplantae; Streptophyta; Magnoliopsida; Ericales; Balsaminaceae
Product: extensin-2-like
Exons: 1
Biological process (GO): plant-type cell wall organization
Molecular function (GO): structural constituent of cell wall
Source: RefSeq, a predicted model, not a curated record
AUGGCCACUCAUGGAUCAUAUAGUACUCUUUGCGCCCUGGCCAUUUGUCUAAUGGCUGCUGCUGUGGCAGCAGCAGAUUAUGGUGAUAACCAUUAUCACCAUAAGUCUCCGCAUCACCAUAAGUCUCCGCAUCACCAUUAUAAGUCACCUUCAUCAUCGUGGUUGCCUCCAUAUCUUUAUAAAUCUCCACCACCACCAUCGUCUUAUAUCUAUUCAUCUCCUCCACCAAGUCCUUAUGUUUACAAGUCGCCCCCGCCUCCUCCUUAUGUCUACUCGUCUCCACCACCUCCGCCUUACAUUUAUAAGUCUCCUCUUCCACCUCCUUAUGUUUACACAUCUCCACCACCACCACCCUAUGUUUACAAAUCUCCACCACCACCUCCCUAUGUUUACUCUUCUCCUCCACCACCACCUUACAUUUACAAGUCUCCUCCACCCCCUCCUUAUGUUUACUCAUCCCCUCCUCCACCACCUUACGUUUACAAGUCACCUCCUCCACCACCAUACGUUUACAAGUCACCUCCUCCACCAGCAUAUGUGUACUCUUCCCCUCCUCCACCACCUUACGUUUACAAGUCACCUCCUCCACCACCAUAUGUGUACUCUUCCCCUCCUCCACCAUCUUACAUUUACAAGUCACCUCCUCCACCUUCAUAUGUUUAUAAGUCACCUCCUCCACCUGCAUAUGUCUACUCUUCCCCUCCUCCACCAUCUUACAUUUACAAGUCACCUCCUCCACCUUCAUACGUUUAUAAAUCACCUCCUCCACCUGCAUACAUCUACUCUUCUCCUCCUCCACCAUCUUACGUUUACAAAUCUCCUCCUCCACCUGCAUACGUUUACAAGUCACCUCCUCCACCUGCAUAUGUGUAUUCUUCCCCUCCUCCACCAUCAUACGUUUACAAGUCACCUCCUCCACCAUCUUAUGUUUAUAAGUCACCUCCUCCACCUGCAUAUAUGUACUCUUCCCCUCCUCCACCUGCAUACGUUUACAAGUCUCCUCCUCCACCUGCAUAUGUGUAUUCUUCCCCUCCUCCACCAUCAUACAUUUACAAGUCACCUCCUCCACCUGCAUAUGUGUACUCAUAUCCUCCUCCACCAUCUUAUGUUUAUAAGUCACCUCCUCCACCUGCAUACAUUUACAAGUCACCUCCUCCACCUGCAUACGUUUACAAGUCACCUCCUCCACCGUCUUACGUUUACAAGUCACCUCCUCCACCUACAUACAUUUACAAGUCACCUCCUCCACCUGCAUAUGUGUACUCUUCCCCUCCUCCACCAUCUUAUGUUUAUAAGUCUCCUCCUCCACCUCCAUACGUUUACAAGUCACCUCCUCCACCUGCAUAUGUGUACUCCUCCCCUCCUCCACCAUCUUACGUUUACAAGUCACCUCCUCCACCUGCAUACGUUUACAAGUCACCUCCUCCACCUGCAUAUGCGUACUCUUCCCCUCCU